Messenger RNA from Trichobilharzia regenti, 1461 nucleotides. Lineage: Eukaryota; Metazoa; Platyhelminthes; Trematoda; Strigeidida; Schistosomatidae. The record is from the annotation of a GenBank genome assembly.
AUGGGGGAUGAUUCCUUCGAAUGUUUGUCAAGUGGUUCUGGAGAUUCCUGGGACAUACUUAGCAAUUCAGGUUCUGAAAAAGAACGUGAUGUUGCAGUUCUUGAAAAGUCAGAUGUAAAAUGCAAUCCCAACAUUUGUGCUAGUUGUGGUGAUGUGUUAUCAGAUGAAUUUCUGCAGUGUUUGUUGUGCAAAAACUGUUACAUCUGUAUGAAGUGUAAAGCCAAGGCUCUCCAUUCUCUGAAAUGUUCAGAAGUAGAAGAACAUUCAUUCAUCUCAACACACAGGACGGUUGAUAAUGUGUCCCAUUCAGAGAAUUGUGAAUCAGAUGUUCUAAGUUUACCAGAAACUGAGCAUGCUUCAUCAUCAUCAGUCCAUGAACAUUUUACUGAUAUUGAUAAUUGGGUGAAAAGCAGUUCCAAUACAGAUUCAUUUACUUCAUCAGAUUUUAAUUCUAUUAAAAAUGAUAUGGAAGUUGACGAUAUGUUGUCAACCAAUUCAACGAAUGACUAUCGUCAAUCUUCACAUGAAAAGUCUACAAAUCAACUAGCACAAGGUGAUAAUUCUAUUCUAAACGCUUUACUACAAUUUUUACAAAAAUCUAAUAAUGGACCACUUUUACCAACAACAGAAUCAAGUUUAUUUGAAUCAAAAAUGUCGACAGUGACUAGCAUAGAGCCUUCACUUCCAAAGGCAUCAUUUCAGCCACAUCAUACAGCAGCAGCAGCAGCUGUUCACAAUCAAAGUCUUUCUUCACGUUCUUCAUCAUCUUCAUUGUCUGAGGCGAAUAAUAUUACUACUAACAAUGAAUGUCUUUCACGACAUGGUUCACCACCUCCAUUCACAACACCAGGAACAUCCCCAUUCAGUGGUGGGAUAACAGCAGCAACUGGACUAUUUUCAACUGGUGGUAUAUUGAAAAAAGAAUCAUUUUCCGGUUCGUCUGUCGGAAGUAAUAGUCCAAAUCGUUCAAGUCCAACAUUCGACUUUUCACCACAAUCAUCGUCAUCACCAUCAGUUAGUUCAUUGUCAUCUUCUCCACUAGGCGCUGCUACACAAUUUUUAAAAUCAGUUGUUAAGUAUUCUGCUGCUGCACUGAACAACUUCGAUCUAUUGUCACUGGAUCAUACAGACGAAAUGCCUAUCGAUAAUUGGUCAAAAUCUUCUGUCACAUCAUCAACAGCAAAUAAACAAGGAAGAAGUAACAACAAACCCGCUUCACGAACAUCAUCUCCGACAUCUUUUGGCAUAUUCAGCAAAGUUGUCAACAACAACAACAAUAGCAAUAAUAAUAAUGAUACUACUACUACUAGUAAUAAUAAUAGUAGUAACAUUGGCAAUAGUCUUAAAGGAAUGCCUGUUAAAGCUGCUCUAUGGGAUAGUGAACAUUUACGUGAAAUAGUAGCCCCAAAGCCGAUCCCACCAUCAUCGAUAGCUGAAAUUACAGCUUAUAAUUUACGCUGA